This is a messenger RNA of Oryza brachyantha (malo sina), 1530 nucleotides long. Its product is annotated as alpha- and gamma-adaptin-binding protein p34. NCBI's taxonomy places the organism in Eukaryota, Viridiplantae, Streptophyta, Magnoliopsida, Poales, Poaceae. The transcript has 6 exons. The record is from RefSeq and is a predicted model, not a curated record. Bases 104 to 1360 code for a protein of 418 amino acids. Gene Ontology annotation, molecular function: GTPase activity; GTP binding.
ACCGUCUUCUAGUCCGUCUUCCUCCUCCUCCUCUCUCUCUCCUCGUUGCCGUCGCGACUCGCGAGGAAGACUAGCAGUGGGCGCAGGGGUUUGGUUCGUGGCGAUGGAGAGCGGAGACGGAUCCUUGGAGGCGCGGCCCGGCGUCCUCCUCGUCGGCGCACCCGGCGUCGGCAAGAGAACCAUCCUCUCCCGGUUGCUUGCAGCUGAAAUACCGGACACACAUGACCUGUCAUCGGGUGUGCUGUGUCAGGGGUGGAACAUUGACACAAAGUACUACUCAGCGGAUCUUUCUGUUUGGACAGCACAUCUUGGGCAAGGGUUUUCUCUUGACUCCCUCCCACAUCUUGACCAGUUGGCUGCUCUUGUUAUGGUCUUCGAUAUGAGUGAUGAAUCAUCCUUCCUUACUCUCCAGAGCUGGGUUUCUAAUGUCGAUGUUCAGAGAUUUGAAAUUCUGUUGUGCAUAGGAAAUAAGGCAGAUCUUGUACCUGGCCAUGGUGCACAUGUAGAAUACAGGAGGCGUAUGCAAAAGAAUGGUGAGUCAAGUACUGAUCCACAUCCUGAAUACGUGGAUUUUGGGAUAAAUGAAAGUGAGGGCUGUGGCUUGUUAUCAGAGGAAGAACCACAUAUAGAGAUCAGAGGCUCCACUUCACAGUGGUGCAUUGAACACAACAUUGAGUAUGUUGAAGCUUGUGCUUCCAAUACGGACUUUGAUAAAUGUCUAUCGGUAAAUGGUGAUAGUCAAGGCUUAGAGCGACUCUUUGGAGCCCUUUCUGCACACAUGUGGCCUGGAAUGAUUCUGAAAUCGGGAAACAGAAUAACCGCUCCAUCCUUGGUUGAGAAAGAAGAAUCUACAGAUGAUGAAUCGAAUUAUGAAUUCGAGUAUGAAGUUCUGUCCAAUGGAUCUGAUGAACAAUGGGAAUUUAUUGGUGAGUCGAGUACAUCAAGAGACUUGGAGGGAUUAAAUGAAGAUACAGCUACCCAUGAUAAAACACAUCAAGCUGUGUAUGCUGAUGCUAAUUCGUUGGCACCCAAUCCUCGUCCAAAUGGCAAAAUGACAGAAACUCCUGAGGAAAAACCUGUAUCUCAGAGCGAUAAAAGUGAGGUUAGUAAUAAUAUGGAAAACACACAGGCCGAUUCUUCAGAGGAACUGCAAGCUGGUAUCCCAGAGGUUAACAAGCCAUUUGACGAUGAGCAUUACGGCCUAGAUGAUCUAGAGCGGCUAAUGUCAGAGAUUGGCAACAUGCGCUCCAACUUAAGGCUCAUGCCUGAUUUCCAAAGGAGGGAGAUGGCUGCCAAGUUAGCCAUGAAAAUGGCAGCUAUGUUUGGUGAUAACGACGAAGAGGGCUCUGAGGAGAUCUGAGUUAUAUGACCUAUCAAUUAUGACAUGCUGGUUUGUACAGCAGUACACUAGUACAGGGCACAAGGCCGAGCAGGCAAUCUCUAUACGAUGUCAUGAUUCCCAGUGAAAUUUUGUAGGUGUACUACCUUGAGUUAUUCCGUAUUUACCAUUGUUACUGUUGUAAGAUGUAU